This is a messenger RNA of Homalodisca vitripennis (glassy-winged sharpshooter), 11201 nucleotides long. Its product is annotated as protein Daple-like. Gene Ontology annotation, biological process: cytoskeleton-dependent intracellular transport; cytoplasmic microtubule organization. Gene Ontology annotation, molecular function: microtubule binding; dynein light intermediate chain binding. The transcript is spliced from 26 exons. Gene Ontology annotation, cellular component: cytoplasm; centrosome. The record is from RefSeq and is a predicted model, not a curated record. Bases 207 to 3653 code for a protein of 1148 amino acids. NCBI's taxonomy places the organism in Eukaryota, Metazoa, Arthropoda, Insecta, Hemiptera, Cicadellidae.
AAGUAAAAGUUUAAGUUCUUGAAAAACAAAAGAUGUAUCUACUAUUGAGAUUGGGAAAGGAGGUCGUGUCUAUCCAAUAGUGAUUUCAAUUGUUUUGUAUAUUAACAUAAUGUUUAAAACAAAGUGAGUGUUCUGUCUUCAACAUCGUUGUUGAAGGAUGGUGUCCAUUGCAAAUUCUAUUAGUAGUUUGAUUCCUUGACAACAAAAUGGCUUCCUCAAGUGAGCUUGAAGAUUUUCUUCAAGGACCACUUGUGACAUGGUUGCAGUCCUGCAUUGACAGCCCUGAGAAAAUUACAGAUUUUGAAGACUUGGCUGAUGGAAUAGUAAUUCAUGAAGUAUUGCUGCUCAUCGAUCCUGAACCUCUUCAUCAUGGUGUACUUCCAAGCCUUGGGAAUGCAUCUAUUCGUGUCAGAAAUUUUGAUUGUAUCAUUAAAAAUAUUAAAACUCUUUAUGAGGAGGAGCUAUGUCAACUGAUAGUGAGUCUCCCUGACUGUGUGCGGCUUGGACGAGACAUCAAGACCAAGGAGGGGUUGGAAGACCUGCAGUUACUGCUGUUGCUGCUGCUGGGCUGUGCAGUGCAAUGUCCCAACAAACAGACCUUUAUUGAAGGCAUCAAAUCACUUCCUGUAGAUGCCCAACAUGGUCUUGUCCACUGUAUCAAGCAGGUGACGGAGAGCCAACAGAUUGUACUGACUCCUGACAACUUGGAGUCUGUUUCCAAUGAACUGCUGCUACGUCAUGUCCGCCACCUUAUCAAACAGAGGGACAAAUACCUACAGUACUGGGCAGGGCAGGAGGAACGCAAGUGUGGAGCAGUGACCCCUACAGUCACUGCACUAAGCACCGGAGAGAGGGGCGAGUCACAGCAUCUUGCAGUCGAGUUGGCUGACUGGAAGGCUCGACUAAGGAAACAGCGACAAGAGUUGGAAGAGAAAUCCGAAGCCUUAGCUGAAAUGAAGGAUGAGCUGGAACACAACCGUGCUCAGGUGGCCAAGUUAAGAGCUGAGAUGCAAGACCUGAAGCAGCAGGCCCGAGCCACAAAAGCAUACCGGGAUGAACUGGACUCAUUGCGGGAGAAAUCAGAGCGUUGUGAUAGACUGGAGGCGGAGGUGGCUCGAUACCGCGACAAGCUGAGUGACUUGGAGUUCUACAGGAGCCGUGUGGAAGAGCUACGCCAGGAUAACCGUGUGCUGGAGGAGACCCGUGAAAUGUUAGAGGAACAGCUGGCACGUGCACGCAAGCGUGGGGACCAUCUGCUGGAGCUGGAGGCGUCUAUACUGCAAUACAAACAAACUAUCAAUGACUUAGUCCUGGAGAGAGAUGCUAACCAUGAAAAGCUACAACAGAUGUUUGAGGAAAAUGCAGAACUAGCUAUUCUGAGCCGAUCACAACUAAAUAACACCGUCCAUGAUUCUGAUCACCUAGACGAAGACACCGACACAGGAUCUGGAGAUAACAGUUUGUCGGAACAGUUAACCAGUAAUGCCCAAGCUCGAGCAUUACGACUGGAGCUGGAGAACAGACGUUUGGCACAGACUGUGGAGAACCUACAGGAGACGGCAUUCCAGCAGACCAACCAAACCAUCCUGGAACUGGAGAAAGAGAAGAAAAAACUUUCUUUGUUGGUAGAAGACUUGGAAUGUAAUAAGCGAAAACUGGUCCAACAGAAUUCAGAUUUAGAGAACACAGUUAAGGAUGCCCAGAGAGACACCAAGAAAAUGCAAGAACUGAGAGAUACCCUGCAGUUACAACUUGAGAUUCGCAGUGAGGAGGCAGAGUCUCUUCAACGGGAGAAGCAGCGGUUGGAGAGGCGAGUGCUGGAGCUGGAGGCCAGUCUAGAGACAGCCAAGGCCCAAGCAGAGAGAGCAGAGAACCAGCAAGAUGCUCAGAACAAAGCAGCCUCACUUGAGAGAGAUGUUGCUAAACUGAAAGAAGCUUUGGAGGCUAAGUCUGUGACGCUAGACGAGGUUACAACAGAGGCUGAGAAAAAUCUGAAAGAGAAACUGCAACUAACAAAAAAACUUGAUGAAGUAAACAAUCAAGUGAUAAGGUUACAAGAGGUGGAGAGGGAGAUGCAGGAGCUGGAGCGGCGGUGUGCCGUGGACAAAGCGACGUUGACAGCUCUGCAGAGUGACUUAGUUGCUGAGAAACUUAAUACUCAACAACUCAAGACUAGUCUGGACAAGCUCGGCCUGCCAAUGGAUCACCUCUCAGACCCAGAUAAUGCUCUUGAUAGGAUAUUGUCAAGCCCAGAGGUGAUGCGGCUGGUGAAGGAGCGGCUUUCACAAGACGAGGAGACAGCUAAUGAGUUAGCAGCUCACAACGCUCGACUGGAGGUAGAUGUGGCUACACUACAGUCCCAAAUCUCCUCCUUCACCUCUCAGCUGACAGCCUUGCAACUCGCCAACUCGCAGCUGGUGGCUGAAAAAGAAGAGGUUUUGAAGAACCAUGCAGACCUGCAAAAUGAACAUCAGCAGAUGUUGGUGGACCAGCUGACUCUACAAAAGCUUCAUGAACAGCUGACAAGUGAGUAUGACAGCCUGGUGAAGGAGAGAGAGGCCCUGAAGAUAAGUUAUCGGGACCUGCGUGCAGAUCAGCGUCAGCUCAAGGAAAACUAUGACAUCCUCACCACCACCAUUGAGUCUCUGCGAGGAGAGAGAGAUACAUUUAGAGAGGAAAGCCGUUCUCUCGGUAAUCUGCGAGCUGAACAUUCCAAACUGAAGGAUGAUUUCCGUAACCUGUUUACUGCAAGUGAGAAGGUGAAGAGCGAGUACCGCGGGCUGCAGGAGGAGUAUAAGAAUGUACGAGGAGAGGCGUGCAGGCUGCGGUUGACAGUGACUGAGCUCCAAGGAGAGUUGGCCGCUCGCACAGAUAGAAUCACAACUCUGGAAGUGCAGCUGUCCAAACUGUCCAGCCAGUGUGAGCUGCUGAACCAAGUGAAAAUGGGACUGGAGGAGGAUCGUCGCUCGUUGAUGGAGCAUGUCAGCCUGCUGUUCAACCAGUAUCAUGAAUUACUAACCCACUCACUCGAGGACAAGGAACAUUACCAUACAGAAGAGAAACUGUUUAGGGACAAACUCAACAACUUGUGUAGACAGAAAGAGAAAUUAGAAGAGAAAAUAAUGGAACACUACAGGCGACUAGAUAGUUGUCCAACAAAAAAAAAAAGUAUUGGGGCCAGCUUAGUGAGAAGAAUGCGGAAGGCUGGCUCAGAUUUUAUUAGUAAGAGCCGUAGAUCAUGGCAUGAAGAUGCAACAAGAAGAGGAGGCACUGACUCAGAUACAAGUCUUGAAGAUGUACGCACCAGGCAGGAUGGUCUGAGUGGCCUCGGAACUCCUGGCACUCGCAGAGCUGUCUACUACUCAGCAGAUGAGAACAAUUCUGCUUCCGCCAAUGAACGGGAUGAUAGCAAGAGCUCAGCAGGUGAUAUCCCUGUGACUUCCACUCCUCAUCCAGAGCAAUCUGGGAACAACAUGGUGGUGUACAACAGAGUAACAAAUGUGCUAGGCAGCGCCACCCCACCCCAUAGCCCCCACCAUGGCAAGAAGACACCCCAACCUCCGCCUACAGAGCCCAAAGCAGGGCCUCCUCCCAUCUGGUGUGGCUAUAAUAGUUACAAAUCCGAUAAUAAAUCUGGAAACUUUCUACUUUAGUUGCUUAAUCUGUUUAGUAGGGGUUUCAAUGUAUAUUUAAACUAUUAUCCAUUGUUUUCAUUUAUUUCUCUAGACAGUUACCAUAUUAAAUGUACUGUAAUAUUUCUAAUUUAAGCACAUUAUUGUUAAAGAGAAAAUGACAAUAACUCUACAUUGUUUUUGCUCACAAAGUGACUUAAUGUUGUUCCAAUUAGUUAUAUUUUCAAAAUUCUUUUGAAGUGUUAACAUAUUUGUUUAUAUUCACAAAACGAAUUUUAGAUUUAAGUUUCAAUUUAUCAAUUUAAGUUAAAAUAAAAAUCAAAGAACUACAAAUUUUAUCUGAGUUCUUAUAAAAGUUAUAUUCUAAGUCAUAAAAUUAAUUUAACAGUUCCUCAGCUAAACAAGGGUACAAUUUUGUAUUUAUUAAAUUAGCUGUAUAAAGAAUCUCGUUACAAAGUAUUGCUGUUUUCUCUAAAUAUUUUUGCACUUGUUAACUGAUGUGUUGCUUUUAAGAUUAACUAAUGUUUUGGUUAUUAAGUUUAAUAGUUAGUUUUUUCGUUUGAUGAAUAUUGUCAUUUUGAUAGUUGAUAAUCUUGAUUUCUCUCAUUUUGCUUAGGUAAAAGUACAAGUGCUGGUAGUUUACACUUAAAUUAAAAAGUCAACAAUUUUACUAAAUGAGAUCAUUCUCAUUAGUUAUUUUUUAAUCUUUUGAAACUUUACUUUAGAUUACAGUAGACUUUAAACAAUCCUAAAGAGGUGAGAUUUGACAAAAGAACCUGCAGUUAAAAAAACAGAGAAACUAUUGUACAAUUACUGUAAUUUAUUUACACGUACAACUGCAUUAGAACAAAAUAUUUUUUCAAAGUCUUUUCUACCAGUUUCCUACUUCUCUCAGUCACUGAAAUGUUAUAGCGACCUGAACUAGUGUCCUUUUCAACUAUAUUAAUGGUUCAAUGUUAUGCAGCUUUGUCCUCUCUACCACUGUACCUCCCUUACCCCCUGUACCAUUCAAUUCUUAGAUAGUGACACUCAUAAAUAAAUAUAAAAUUUUAUGAAAAUUGAUCCAAUAAUAACCAUAUCCAAGAUGCAUGUUAUUUUACGUAUAUUGAAGGAUAAUUUUUAUUUACUAGACAAUAGUUAAUAAUAAAUAAAUAAGCAUAGAAUAUUGCAUAAUAUUCAUGCCAUACAUGAAAAUAAGAUUUGUAUUCUCAAAAAUACAUUUCUGUAAAUUCAUAUUUUUAGAAUUUUUCGUUGAUUCUCCAAAUUCACUCAGUCAUAAUUUGCAUAAUUUAAUUUCAGUAAUAUUCUGUAUAUUGCAAUAAUAUACAAGCAUAGUUCAACCUCGUUAAGUUGUACUAGCUGGCACCACGGCCGAUCCAACAUAACGAUAAUCCGGGUUGACAGGAGAAUGUUGAAAAAUAUAGUACAACAUGUACAAACAAUACAAUAUAUGUUUACUGCGGAAAAACACUUAAAAUACACUUCAUGAUAAAAUAUAAUACAUCAUAAUUUUUCUUAAAUAAUUUUAUUAAUUUGUGAUGCGUCAGCUUUGAACACUGUUUCCUUGCCGAGCGGUCACACAUUCUUUUCAACAUGAGAAGCUCAGCCAGUGUCAUCUAUUUUUAUUGCUCAAAAUAUACCAAUAACUCGCCCAAAUGAGAUGCUGCUUCUGCAUAGCUUAACUGGUCCUCCCUGUUAUUAAUUGGCAUCUUUAUUGCAAUAAAUCACAAUACAUGUAAUUAUUGAGUUCUACAAACAGUCUACUGAUAAACAUACAUCCGUUCCACGCUUGGCAGUCUGAGUGGAAGACAAAAAGUUAAUUUUAAAUUUUCUUGAACUGAUUUGGUUUACCCUGAGAUCUGACAUGGUAUAAAUUUAUUUGUGUUUAGUUUCCAAAAAAAAAAUAAAACGAUGUAUACAGUGUUUAUGGUACAAUUAGUAUAAAACAGUGAAAAUAACAAAUUAACUCAAACUUGUAAAAGGAACUAAACAUGGUAUGUUUCAGUUUUCAGUGUGGAUUUUAAUUAAUUAAUUAUAGAGUUUAAAAAUAUAAAUAUUAUAUUAUAAUUAAAAUAUGAAAGUUAACUUCAGCUCACUGAUUUGCUACUGCCAAUUCAGUUUCAAAUUCUUAAGAAGUGUUAUUUUUGUGAGACUCUUGUACUGCCUCAUUUCUGACGAAAAAACUGUCUAAAGUUUUUUGCUUCUUAUAUAUAGAAGACUUUCUCAAAACAUUGUCAUAAAGUCUUUGUAAAACCAAGAUGUCUUGUGCUGCUUCUCCAUUUUCCUCAGCCCAUUUGAUGCUUGUUCGAAAGGCUGCUAUUGCACUUUCAACAUUUAUGGAGUGAAUUAGUCUUUGAAUGUUUUCAAUUUUUUUCCUCCUAGUCUUCUUUCUCAACAUUUCUUGAAUAAGUUCUCUAUGACUCAUGAUUUGAAAUUCUUCAGGGCUGCCAACAAGCCAAAUUUUAAUUUAUUGUUGGGUUUUCUUCAUCAAAGAGAAGCAAUAGCUUUCUGAAGUCCAUUCAACUCAGUUCCAGUUUGAUUUUCAUCUUGAACGCUUGAUUCCUCUUUUUAAGAUUUACUAUUUUAUGGUGGACUAUAUUAUAUUCUUUUAACAGUAGAAGAUCGAGCCAUAUGUUCACCCAUGAGCAGACAGUUUUUUCGUAGUUACUUUUCUCUCAAGCAUUCUGCAGAUUGAAGACAACAUUGUUGAGAUUUAACCUCCAUAAGAGUGAAUAAUACUCUUAUUUUGCUAUUUAACACGUUAUAGAGCAGACUUUUUGUGAUUCAUUUUAAUGGCAUGAAUUAUAUUUUGAUCCACUGGCCGUAGGAUUGGUGUAAUGUUGGGUGGUAAUGAUAUAAUGUUUGAACACAGCCAUCACUUGUUUUUAAUUCGGUUUCAUCGGGGUGUCUAGGGCAAUUUAUUGUCUAAGAUUAGUAGGGCCUUCUGAGGCAGUUUUUGUUCAGCUUUUUGCACAAAAAUGGUUUUUUUAUGUAAAAACCUCCAAAAAAGUCCAUUUUCGUCAGCAUCAUACACCUGAUCUGGACCAAGUUUCAAAUCACUGACAACGUUUAGAAAUUUUUGUUUAUAAGGCUCAAUUGCUAAUUUACAAGAUAGUUUUUUACCACUAAAAUUAAGCAGGCGACGAAUUCCAUAAUGGUUUUGGAAUUUUUCUAACCAACCUUUGCUAGUUUGAAAAUCAUCAUUUUUGUUAUUUCUUUAUAACAAAUAUUUAGAUUUUUCUUGUAUCAUCUCUUCUGACAAUGGUGCAAGUCUGUUUCUUUCCUGUACAAUCCAGACAAAAAAAUUCAAGAUUUUUAUAAUUUCAUUCUUUUCAAUUAAAGAGUUUUAUGUUUCCGUACUUCAUUUGAUGGCAUUUUUAAAGUAAACUAACAAAAAUGCUGUUUCCAAUGUCAGAUAAUAUUUCAAACUACAAAUAAAGUCACAGUACAGUACAAUCUCACUGUGUCACUAUCACUACAAAAGUACACUAUCACUGUCAGUACAAAAUUUAUCAAUUUAUCAACACACCACAAAUACUAACCACCAUAAAUUAUGAACAACACAAUAAGCAAAGAAAAAAUGAAAUUAUUUCACAAACUUCCUCUACUACAUGUUCACUAUUCAAAAACGGAAAACAAUGAUGUUAAAUACACUGUCGUUUUGACCUAAACUCGCAAAUUGAUGGAUAUGAUGACAGAUAGCUAUUCCCCUUUCUCUCACACAUCAACAUGCAGUGACUUGAAUGAUGACAAUACACAUUCUCAUACUGCAUUUGUCUACCGGACUGGCGCAGGGUCGGAGUAUAGAGGGACUACUGUGUAAGAAAGAAGUUGGGUGGCAAGGAAGUGGAAGAGUGGAGGCAGUGGAAUAUGGAGUAACCAACAGCCAUAGCUCAAUGUGUUUGUACUACUUUCUCACUAAAACUUUUACCAUCAAAAUUGCAUUAACGGAUAUAUAUUUUUGUUAACCAUUUCAUUCAAUCCAAAUAUGAUAUCGUGGCUGUGUUGUUGAGAGUCUAUUGUAAUAAGAAAUGCGGUGUAGUCUUAUUUAUAUUGUAUUUUCUUUCAUCAAAUUAUUUUAUUUUAAAAGUAAGUAUUCAUUUCAAAUUUUUACUCUGAACACAUUAUAAAAUACAAUAAAACCUACAUACAAUGUUGAAAUACCAAAAUUACCUACAAAAUAAGAUUAGUUGCUGAUACUGAGCAUACAAAUUAAUGUUGUACUAUCUAAAACUUGAUUACUGCCUUCGAUAAAUACUGUGAGCAACUCAGUACAAUGAAUUAAUCAAUCAAAAUGUACAGGAAUUGUGAAAUCCAUUAUAUGAAUAUCACAAGAUUACUGAAUUGUACUCAGUUUUUUAAUCUAGUCAUUAAUAAUUAUUCAUUAUGUAUGUAGACAACGUUGUAACUAAUAUGUUUUUAUGUAACUUAUGUCAUAAUUACGUUUUGAAUGUUUUAUUCCGUGUGGCCUUAAGUUAGAAUUUUGUUUAACUGGAGGCAAAUAUUGAUUCUACAGUAGAAAUAUGAUGUAACAACAUGCAUUCUAAAGUUAGAGUCAAAAAUGUAUAGUCAAUAUUUGCUUAAAAGCUAUUUUAAGAGGCCCUAAUGUAGUAAUGCUUUGUGUUAUGCUUUAAAUAGGAUUAAUCGGUUUUUGUUUGUAUACAUUCAGCAAGUAAUAUGGUUUCUAUUAUUAUUUAAAUGGUGCAUUUAGGUGCACUGUAUAUUACAAUAGUAUUUAUGUAAUGUGUAUGCGAAUGGAAUAUUUCUUAGGGCUGAUUCGCUUUAUCUCACGUGGCGAGGUUGUGAUUCAUUCCUUCAGUUUUAUUUGAUUUAAUAAAUGUUUAAGGUUGUAAAAGUAUUCUGGUUUUUAACGUCGUUUAUUAAAUAAUUAUUUUUCAUAACUGUUCAGGUUUUGUUACAUUUUUAUUUAGAGUAUCAGCGUACAGACAGUUUUAUGUCAUUAUCCUUGUGUAAAAUACAUUAUUGAGAAGAUUGAAACAUCAUAGCCAAAGGAGCUUUAAAAAAUAAUGGAAAUACAAUGUUAGAUAAUAGUAAUUUUAUUUUGGGUUUUGAUCUUCUAGUUUACUAAGAUGUUCCUAUUAAAUUUUUUAUAGAAAAUCCAACAUUAAAAUUUAUAUUUUAUUAGAAUGGUGACUGAUACUAAUUUAGGCUUUAUAUUUUUUUACAUUUCAAAUAGCAGUCAUCAAGAUUUUUUAUCAUGGUUAUGUACUAUACAUUUCAAAUAAAUUUGUUUUAAUGUUAUGCAGACAUUUUUUGCUUUUAAGUCCAUUUAACCUCAUGCUACAUUUUUGUUUCAACAUAUUAUUAAUCUGUAUUUUUAUCUAAAAUAAAUAUAAAUAAUAGUUAAAGUGGUUUAUUACCUAUAAAAUAUCUUAUAUCAGUUGUAUUACUUUGUAAACAAUGCACACUUUAAUGUUAAUACGUAUUAAUUUAAAUAUGAUCUGAUAAGAAUAUAUAACACCACUGUUUCAUAACUCUCUGAAUACCACAAGCUUGUUGUAUGAUGUGCUAAGCAAUAAUAUCAUGUGGUUAUGUUAUACUAUGUAGCUUGCAGUUAUAGCCUUGUAAUAUAGUUUUAUAGAAUGUUAUAUAGUGUACUGUAAGGAGGCAAGGCUGUACUCUGUAACAUUGCACAAUAUAGCAAUAGCAAUAACAGUAUAGCCUUCCACUAGUUUUUAGUGCACAUUCUUUGCUUUUAGCUAUUUACCAGUAUAGUUCCUUUACCUGAAUUUGAUUAAACUUUUUUAAGUAACAAUCCCUUCUUAUCAAAUAAACUUAAAAAAUUUAUUUUUCCUUUUAAUUUUGUUUAGUUAUGUACUGUAUUUUUAAUGUAUUCUAUUUAUAUUUUCUAAUUUAAAUUAUAAUAAGUGAUAGUAAUUAUAUAGGUGUUUACUAUCUGUAUUUAACUGUGGUUUCAGCAUCAUUACAAAACUUGUUUGUGAUGUAGAUGAGAUGUCCAAAAAAUGAAACUAGUUAAAAACUGUCAUAAAUUGGAAAAGAAAACCAAUAAAAAUUAAUACAUCAUGAAUUUAGUAACUUCCACCCCUCUAGAGUGUUCAUAAAAUUGCUACUAACAAUAUUGUUGUAAGUGCAAUAAAGAAUUAAUUUAUUUGAUUAUUUUUUAAAUCUAUUUGUUCUAAUUAAAAUUUGCAAUCAUUAAAUUUGGAAAAAUCUGUAAAACCAUAAAUAAUUUAUAUUUAACUUUACAAGUAAAUUUUGUAACAUCAAAAGGCACAAAAAUAUUUUAUUAUAAAUAAUGCUUCUUGAGUUUGCUUCUUGUUCUUAUAGGUAUGGUUCUGUAGGGUUAGAGAAGAUGUGAAUUGAUUAAACCUUCAAUAGUUUUUCAGCUUGGACUACAUACAGAAAAAAAUUAAAUGAAAAGCUCAAAUCUUUUAUGAUUCUAAUGUGUACAAUGUACUUACAUAAUGAUAUGUAUAUCUUAUUCCAUAAUAUUAUGUUUUUUUUAUAAAAAUGUUAAAAUAUUAACAGUUUAAUAAAAAUAUCCCAAAUUAUGUUAUUUUAACAAGUAUUUUAUAGCGAAGUUAAUUUGGUGAGAUAUGAUUUUAAUCUUUUAAUUUUUUAAAAUAAUACUUUGUCUUGUUUUGUAACAAAAAUAUUUAAAACAAUAUUUUUUCAGCUUUACAAUUUAUUUAGCACUGCAGUGUUAACACAGCACAUCAUAACAAGGACUUCCUGUCAACUAGUGGGCAACGCUAGAAAAAUGUGUGACGCUCAAUACACCCUCCUUGUGUACUAUCAUGACAUAUAACAGAAUAAAAUGGGACAGGCGCAUUAUUAUGUCAGUGACAUAUAUUUUAUGAUAUUACCAAGAACAAUAAUAAUAAUUAAUUAAUUAUUCCGUCAGAAACUGGUAAGGGCUUAAAAGCAAUGGGUUACUUGAUAUACUACAAUAAACUGACCAAACGAUACAUUCAGAGGUUUGUUAAACCACUGUGGUAAAAUAGUUUAUAACAUUUUAAGCAUAUUAAAUGAUUUUCCCACAAUUUAAAAUCAAAUUAAUGUGCUCACUUAAGUCUUGCUUAUUUGUUGAAGAGUACACCUAGAAUACACAUUUGAAAAAAUACCUAAGUAUAUACUUGUGUAUAUUUUGUUAAUUUUUUAGUAAUUUUUGGCAGCAACUGAUGGAGGUUGUGUUGUUUUUUAUCUUUUUGUAAGUUUUUCUGUCAAAUUAACAUUGCUUUUAUGACAGAAGUUGUGUGAUGCAAUACUGAUUUUGUAACUGUACUAAUUAAUUGGAAGGUGAAGAAUUGACAAUCACAUAACAUUCCAGACUUUUAUACAACUCUGUAUAACCCAAUUUUAUUGUCAGUGUUUGAUUUUAAAUACUGGUUGAUAACUGAAAGCAAAGAAUGUUUCAAAAUACAAAUAAUGGGAAGAGGAAGAGCACAACUAAUAUAGGUGCUGGAUGUGAUCUCCAGGGUGUUUGGUGCCUAUCCAUUCCGCAGACUGUAAUGUGGCAGCUCUGUUUGUACUUAAUGUCCAUUGAUGGCUCUCAUUAAACUCUGGUUUUUACACUUUUGUACAGAA